Symbiodinium sp. CCMP2592 is the source of this 3069-nucleotide messenger RNA. The record is from the annotation of a GenBank genome assembly. NCBI's taxonomy places the organism in Eukaryota, Dinophyceae, Suessiales, Symbiodiniaceae.
AUGCUGCCGGGCGUCCUACGCGAUGGGGUGCAACUUCACGUCUUGUACUGGGAGGGCGACUGCAAAGAAACGUAUUUCUUCGAGCCCGAGGACCUACUCAAAGAAACCAAGCACAAAGACGGACCUGGUCGCUGCUUCUGUUGUGGCCAUGUCGCAGAAACUUGGAGGCAGAGGCUGGACAACAUGCAGAGUACCUUACGAAUGUGCUUGGAUCCACACUCCUCGAUGUUUCGGCAGGAUGUGGCAAGCUUCCAUUGCCUGUCGCCCAAGAUGCGUAUGUCUUACAGCCUCAGGCAGUUCUACACAUACCUCCGGGCCAUUGGUGCCGCGGCCACGGUCACGGAGAACGAUGUCCUGGGCACUGCGAUGGCGGUUGAAAGGGCGGAGUUAAACGCGUCUGCCUGCGGGAUAGAGGUCCAGAACUGGAACGGGGUGCAAGCCAGCGACCCAAGGCCGCACGAGCAGUGGCUGCAGAACAAGGUUCAGGACAUGAAUGAAGCUGCGAAGAGCAGGGGUGGCAGCAGCAUAGGACUCCUUUUGGACAAGGAUGGCUGCGAGGUGUCUUCCUUCGGCACCAGCCUGCCCAUGUUUGCUGUGCCGCCUGAGCCAAUCCGGGAGGUGCUCAUCCUUUUGGGUGGGCCCCGGGGCAUCGAAUCGGAAGAGCUAGUGCGGCUCAUGGCUAUCUUCUCUGGUGCGGGGACGUGGACGGGGCCCGGCUUCACGCAGGGGUUGAUGAAAAUCCGCCUUCCGGGCGGGCUGCACCAUUCUUGCGUGGCUCUCAAUGACCUCCUGAGCUUUCACGACAAAGGCUAUUUGAUUCCUGUUGUGGAAGACUACAAGGGUCUUGGCGAAGCCCGUCAUCGGGUAAAAAGUGCUGCCAUGAACUCGGCCAUCACAGCCUGGGCGACUUCCAGCCUUCCCGCGAAGAGCAAGUGUGAGGCUUUGCAGCGCUUCGCGUGGAAAGUGCAGCACUCAUGCCUGGAUCGUGCUGACAGCUCUUCGAAUCAGCGUUGGGCGGUUGUGGCAGGGGAUGAGGAGCCAGCCACUCCGAACGAAGUCUCGAGUUACCUCGAUAAACUGCAGGCUACUGGCCAGUUCCCUAGGGACACGCCGUGGCGGUCCCAAUGGCGUCUUACGAUGUGCUUGGAAGCUAUCGAGCCAGCUCGGGCUUUGAAGGUUCUUCGAGAGUGCCACCGGCGAAGCCUUAAAGCUGCGCGAUGUGGCGCGGAGUUCCAUCCCUGGGAGGAGCUGGCUUUUGAUCUGGACGAGGCUCUCAGGAGUGCCCCCAGCAAGAAAGACCGUUGCCCCAGGGACGUCCGAUCGGCACUGCUCAAGGCAAGAGCGGAGAUCGAGGUUGCGGAGGAGGAGGAGGACCUUUUCCCUGACGCGGACAUGAUGCUGCUGCUAGGCGAACUGCCUUGUGAGCAAGCCGCGCAGCUCUUACAAAACUGUUGCAGCAAUCCGCAAGAGUCAAUGCUCUACCUGAGCCAUUCCAUUGCCAAUGCAAUCAUGCGCCAUCAGGGCGGCUUGGAAGCUGAUUUGCAGCUGCGAUUAGCCAUCAAGGCUUUCUUGAACAGUGCCGAGUACGAAGGGAGGGACGAAGAGGCUUACGAGAAACUGAAGCAGACUUGCCACAAGCCCCGGCGGCAGCGCUGGUUUCAGCCACCAGAGCAGCUGGCAUUGGGAGACGUGCCACGCACCGUCCCUGAACCGCUGCCGGUGGGCGAGCUACCAGGCGGGUCAGACGCAGAAACGAAGCCACCCAAAGUUAUCAGGCCACCUUUCCGAGCCAAGGCACCAGCUGCAGCCAAAGCGGGAGCAAAGGCAGCAGCCAAGGCCACUUCCAAGGCAACGGCCAAGGCGGCGGCCAAGUCAUUUGCUACAGCACAGGCCAAGACACUGGCCAAGGCACAAGCCAAGACGCAGGCCAAAGCGCAGGCGAAGACGCAAGCGAAAACGCCCUUGAAGCUGGCAAAGGCCCAGCCGAAAGCCUCUGCCAAAGCGGAGACGAAGAGGAAGCUGCCACUUCCCAAGAAGCUACAGCAGCCACCUCCCCCGAAGCGAUCCAUCUGGCUCCCUAGGCUGCAGAAGGAGGGGAGAGAAGGGAGAGAAGUAAAGAUCGUCGUCGUCGUGCCGGCAAAUGCACUUGCAAUUUGCCAUCUGUUCAGUCUGUCGUCUCUUAUGGCCAUGGAGCUUUUUUGUUCGAAGAUCAGCUCUGAUGCAGAGGGCGCAUGGCUUGACAAAAAGUUGCAUUUGCGUCGCUGCUUGAUUCAGACCGAGAGGAACGAAGACAUUGGAGGACCAGAGGACCAGAUCAUUGCGCUGAGCUCUUUGCCCGAGCCGGUAGCCACGCGGUAUUAUCGAAUGAAGAGGAAGAUGGAGAAAAUUCGGGACGCAGCGCUGGACAGGCUAGAGGACUUGAGGCGCCAGAAGCUGAUCGAAGCAGGGAUUGGCCUAGAGCAGAUCGAGAACACCCGCCGCAGUGGACGAAGAUCGUCACAGUUGGCGUUGGCUGAUGGCGACGAUGUACCGCACCAAGAUGACGAGGACGACAGGAUUCCGACGUCCUCGGAAAUGGCCACCAUCAUCGUGAAUCGGGUGCAGCUUCAGCGAAUGUUGGACGAAGAUCCGAGGCUUGCAGAAAUCUGCUCGUCGGACAAAGCAGUUGAUGUCGUUCGACGGUUUCGGGUGGACCAAACAGGAGACGAUCCCUUCGAAGUGGUCGCCCGGCUCCAGGCCCUUGGUUUUUUUGAGCUGCGGGGCGAGCGCUUCUUUGGAGACGCCUGCCCGCACCAGGCUUCAGUGGCCGAGAAGCUCAACGCCAUAGAAAGUAUCGCCACUGACCUUGCCUUCGACGAAGUUGAGACUCUGCGGGUCAUGUCACAGGAGCUGCACAGCGCCCUUACCGAGUCGCAGAAGGAAUGGCGUGCAGAGCUGCUAUCAGUCCUGCAGCUGGCAUCACUGCUGUCGAACGCCUUGAUAGAUCUGACCAAGAAGAUCGAGCAGGUCCAACUAAACCACACCGAGCUGGCGAUUCGGGCGGCCCCUUUGACCAUUGGAAAGAAAUGA